Molecule: messenger RNA, 438 nt
Organism: Camellia sinensis
Lineage: Eukaryota; Viridiplantae; Streptophyta; Magnoliopsida; Ericales; Theaceae
Source: RefSeq, a predicted model, not a curated record
AUGGCAAUGACAUCGACUGCAACAUUUUUAACUGAACGUACAAUUCAUUCUGCAUGGAAUGAUAAUGUCAGUGCUAUCAAUACUGUAGCAUUGAAUAUUUUUUCGGGUAACACACAUACUUAUUUGGCAGCAGACAAGAUGUCUGAAGAUGAUGAAAUUGAUCGUACUAUAAUAAACAGAUAUCCUAAUGAAUAUUUAAAUUCAUUAGAUCCUCCUGGGCUACCAGCUUUUAAGGUAGAGUUGAAAGUGGGCUGUCCUAUAAUGUUGUUAAGAAAUAUUGCACCAAAAGAUGGACUGUGCAAUGGCACAAGAUUGAUGGUUUCUAGAUGUAAUACUCGCAUAAUUGAAGCUCAAAUUUUAACUGGAGAAAAAUUUGGCAAUUUGGUAUUCAUACCAAGGAUAUCCUUGACACCGUCUUCUUUAGAAAUGCCUUUCUGA